Daphnia magna is the source of this 3943-nucleotide messenger RNA. Its product is annotated as calphotin. The record is from RefSeq and is a predicted model, not a curated record. NCBI's taxonomy places the organism in Eukaryota, Metazoa, Arthropoda, Branchiopoda, Diplostraca, Daphniidae.
UUCGGGAAAGAGUGCUACGUGUAUUUUUUUUUUUAUGUAUUUUACCAGCCACCCAAUCCCUGAGGCUGGAAGAAUGUAUAAAAGGAAGCGCAAAGCUUUUCGAGCCUCAUUCACCAUCAGUUUUUCGAUCCUGUGAUCAUUCAACAUGGCUCAGGUGAAGUUUGCCGUGAUUUUGUUCGCAUGCUUUGCGGUUGCCUUCGGCACCGAAACGGACCUGGACGCGAUGGAGACGAAGCACCGUCAAAUGUCCCACUACCCCGCGCAGUCGCAUUACGGACCACCAAGAGCUAAAGCCCCUAAAGCCCAUAAAGCCCCCAAAGCCCCUAAGCAGCACUACGCGCCCGUUUACGCUGCUCCGGCUCCGUAUCACGCUAAACCGUCUUAUGCGGCGCCCGCUGCCGUAGCUUAUGCACCUGCGGCGCAUGCUGCUUAUUCGGCACCGGUCCAUCGCCCUCCUGUCUAUUCAGCACCAAAAGCUAAAGCUGCAAAGGCACCAAAGGCUGGCAAAGGCAAAGCUCAACACCCUCAGGCAUACCAUCCGGCUCCGGUCAUGAUUCCGAUGCCCUAUCGGCCACCGGUAGCUCCAGCUUAUGCCGUUCGACCUGUGUACGCUGCUCCUGCUAAAGCUAAGGCCCCUAAAGCGCCUAAAGGCAAAGCUCAUCGCGCUCAGGCCUAUUCCGCACCGAGACCAGCGUACGCCGCUCCGGCCUACGCCCCGGCCAAGGCCAAAGCGCCUAAAGCGAAGGGACACGGUAAACAGGCUUACCGUCCUCAAGCUGUUUACGCAGCUCCGAUGAAGGCUCAUGCGGGCACGUACGCACCUCCUUCUUAUCCGUCCCAUCCUGCCCCGUCUUAUCCGUCCCAUCCUGCCCCGUCUUAUCCAUCCCAUCCUGCCCCGUCUUAUCCGGCUCCUGCUGCUCCUGUUUACUCUGCGCCACCAGCACCUUCUUAUCCAGCUCCAGCACCUUCUUAUCCGGCUCCAGCUCCUUCUUAUCCGGCUCCAACAGCUCCUUCUUAUCCGGCUCCAACAGCUCCCUUUUAUUCGGCCCCAACAGCUCCAUCUUAUUCAGCUCCACCGGCUCCAGCUUAUUCAGCUCCAGCGGCUCCUUCGCAUCCAGCUCCUGCGGCUCCAACUUACUCAGCUCCACCAGCUUGGUCUUAUCCAGCUCCUGCGGCUCCGGCUUAUUCGGCUGCUCCCGUACACUCAGCUCCACCUGCUCCGGUGUAUCAAGCACCAGCAGCCCCCGCUUAUUCUGCGCCACCAGCACCCUCUUAUCCUGCUCCGGCUGCUCCUUCUUAUCCAGCUCCUGAAGCUCCAUCCUAUCCAGCCCCCGAAGCACCUUCUCAUCAGGCACCUGAGGUCUCCUAUCCUCCACCUCAAUCCGCUUACGGGUCAGCACCUCCCGCUCCUGAAUGGAGCGCACCUGCUGCACCUCCCGCUCCUGAAUGGACCGCACCUGCUGCACCUCCCGCUCCUGAAUGGAGCGCACCUGCUGCACCUGAAUGGACCGCACCUGCGACACCUGAAUGGACUGCACCUGCUACACCUGAAUGGAGCGCACCCCCAGCUCCUGAAUGGCCAGCCCCUCCCGCUCCUGAAUGGCCAGCCCCUCCCGCUCCUGAAUGGACAGCCCCUCCCGCCCCUGAAUGGAGUUCACCUGCAGAACCUUCGAAUCCGGCUGUACUUCCUUCCGUAUCCCAGGGCGGAUCCAGUUUGCUCGAGCUCCCUUGGCCGAAACCACUCGGUUGGACCGGCGAAUUAUCGCAAAUGAUGUUGCUCAUGAAUACGAAUGAAAUGGUGGUAGAGCCAGCCGUGCCCAAUUACGGGGCAGCUCCGGUGGCCCAGCCGGAAUCGCCCUCUCUAGUAGAAACGUCCUGGCCAGCGCCCGUCUACGGAGUCGGUCCAGUUGCCCCGAUGGAGCCGGAGAUUUUCGUUCAACCAUUCGAACCUGAAAUCACGUACGCACCGGCACCCGAGCCGGAAGCGCCAGCGGUGGAGGAACCUACGAUUUCGAUAGCCGAGCCAGCACCCAUGGUCGUCGAAGAGAUUCCGCAGGAGGUCGAAUACGUAGCCGUCGUUCCGGAAGCACCAGCACCGGAACCUCCGGCGCCGGAAGUCAUUUUUAUUGCCGAACCGAUCAUGACGACUACGGCAGCCGCUGAGCCUCUUGUUGAAGUCGUCGCUAUUGCCGAAACGAUCCUUCCGGAGGAAGCUCCCAUAGCUCAACCGGAAUUAGCACCAGUGGAACCGGUUGCUGAAAUUGAAUCCGUUCCCGAGGUCGACGUGGCAGCUCCGGAAGUUGUUCCAGAAAUCAUCGAAACUGCGUCGGAAGCUGCGCCGGAAUUGGUUGUUGUCAUCGCUCCGGCACCGGAAUUUGUUGAACCUGUGCCGGAAGUGGCUCCUUUCGUCGAAACGGUGACUGAAGGACCCGCAGUAAUUGAACCCGCACCGGAAACUGUUUUGCUCGUCGAAACUGCUUCGGAAGCUGUUCCCGAAGUCGUUGAUGUUCCAGAAGUUGCUGUUGAAGCCGUUCCAGAAGUCGUUGCUGCUCCGGAAGUUGAAGCCGUUCCUGAAGUGGUCGCUGCUCCUGAAGUUGCUGUUGAAGCCGUUCCCGAAGUUGUCGCUGCUCCGGAAAUUGUUGAAGCUGUUCCGGCUGUUGCACCUGUCGUAGCGGAAGUGACUCCGUCUCAACUGUACGUUGCCCCAACAGCACCAGCCCCCGCUCCCGAAAUUGCUAUUUCCAUGGUCACGCCCGCUGUUGAACCGGUCAGUCCCGCCAAACCGGUUGAGGAAGCACCGGUUUCACUCGCAGUCGAACCGGUUAUCGAACAACUAGCCGUUGUCCCUGAACCAAUUCAAACACCAGAAGUGCCUUCGGUUGAAUAUCUUCCACCAGCGGAAACUUCCAGCACUCCGCCUCUGAUCGCUCCAGUCGUCGAAGAGAUCGUUGCCAUCCCUGAAUUGAAACCGGAACCAGUCGUCGAAGAGAUUGUUGUCGUCCCUGAAUUAAAACCGGAACCUGUCGUCGAAGAGAUCGUUGUCGUCCCUGAAUUGAAACCGGAACCAGUCGUCGAAGAGAUCGUUGUCGUCCCUGAAUUAAAACCGGAACCAGUUGUCGAAGAGAUCGUUGUCGUUCCUGAAUUAAAACCGGAACCUGUCGUCGAAGAGAUCGUUGUCGUCCCUGAAUUGAAACCGGAACCAGUUGUCGAGGAAGUUGUUGUCACUACGAAACCCGAAGCUGUUCCAGAAUUAUCUCUGGAGUAUUUACCUCCUCUUCAAAUCACAUCCGUUCCAGAAAAGCCUCAAGUGAUUGAGGAAGUUGUUCUUCCUGAAACCAAACCGGAGUUGAAGCCUGAACCUGUCGUCGAGGAAGUCGUCGUCUCCGAGAAACCCGAUCAGGUCGUCAUCGAAGAGGUGGUCGUCACUGAAAAACCUGCCCAGGUACCCGAGUUAUCCUUGGAGUAUUUACCUCCGCUUGAAGUCAAACCGGCCGUCAUCUCGGAAGUCGCAACGAAAGCACCGGAAAUCUCCGUUCCAACAACCGUACCGACCAUCGUCAACGUAGAGCCUGAAGUUCCAUCCCUCGAAUAUCUUCCACCGUUAGCGGCUACGGCUAGAAAGCUACGACAGUCCCUGUGGAGGACUAAUUGAAAAUAAAGGUCAAAUCAAAAAAACAAAAAUAUUAAAAUACUAUGGCAGUCUGGAACAUCAAAAAACAUUAGCGUUCGCCAUUACUCAUUCACGUAGAUCAUAAAUUAUUUUUUUUUUGUCAACAUUAAUUUCAUUGUCGUGUUUUAAUUUUUCUCGUCGUGUUUUUUUGUUUUUGUUUUGAAUUCUGAUUUGAUUUUGAAUUUGUUUGAUAUCAAAUGCACCUUCCACUAGGGUCGGCUUUAGAGACUCGCUCAAUAUUCACGAAAAAAUAUACUGCACUUUCGCUCACAA